AUGGCCAUGGCCAUCGUCCUCCUCGCCACGCUCUCGCCCUCCCACACCGCGUCAUGCCUGGUUCGGCCGCACGACGUCGUCGGCUGCCAGCCCAGCGGCUACCUCCCGGGCAGGUCCGGGAACUGCGAGACAAGCAACAGCCCCGAAUGCUGCGUCGACGGCAAGCAGUACCUGCAGUUCCUCUGCUCGCCGUCCGUCUCCGCCGCCACCUGGGCCGUCCUCACAGUCAACGGCUUCGGCAAGGGGAAGGACGGCGGCCUCCCGUCCGAAUGCGACGGCGCGUACCACGACGACUCGGAGAUGGUCGUCGCGCUCUCCACCGGCUGGUUCAGCGGCAUGUCCCGCUGCGGCCGCAGCAUCAAGAUCACUGCGAAGGGUGGCAGCUCCGUGUACGCCAAGGUGGUGGACGAGUGCGACUCUGUCCACGGUUGCGACGCCGAGCACAACUACGAGGAGCCAUGCGCCUACAACAUCGUGGACGCCUCGCCGGCGGUGUGGGACGCCCUGGGUCUCGACCAGAGCAUCGGUUUGCAGGGUGUUACCUGGUCUGACGAGUAA
This is a messenger RNA of Triticum dicoccoides, 558 nucleotides long. Its product is annotated as putative ripening-related protein 5. The record is from RefSeq and is a predicted model, not a curated record. The transcript has a single exon. Lineage: Eukaryota; Viridiplantae; Streptophyta; Magnoliopsida; Poales; Poaceae. The coding region runs from base 1 to 558 and encodes 185 amino acids.